Linum trigynum is the source of this 920-nucleotide messenger RNA. The record is from the annotation of a GenBank genome assembly. NCBI's taxonomy places the organism in Eukaryota, Viridiplantae, Streptophyta, Magnoliopsida, Malpighiales, Linaceae.
UAAUUGAUCGAUCCACCUCAACUCACUUGUUCAACCUGGCCAACUGGCCAAUAGUCUGAACCGGGUUUGCCAGGCUACAAAGGUAAAGUAUCACCAAUGGGAAAAGGCGAAAAAGGAAAUGCAAACGGAACAAGAAACAUCACCAAAGGAAAGGGCGUUGGAAGGUGGUUGAAGGUUCGGCGAGGAAGACGAAGACUCCGUCAACCAAUUUCCCCCGCCUUCUUCACCUCCUUCUCAUCCUCCUCCUCAUCUUCUCCCGCUGCACGACUCCAAUUCCACCCUUCGAUUCAUUCCUCCGAUUCAAUUCCACCUGUCUCGAGCUAGGGCAUCGCAGCGGCGGCAUUUCCAAUCGGUGAAGGAUGAUGGCGGCAUCUUCAGCGCGGGCGCCUUUGUGGAUCGCGAUGCUGACUCUCCUGUUCAUUUUCUCCGAGGGGGCGACCUCGGAGCAACCUGAAGCGGCAAUGAUCUUGCAAGUGACCGAGAAAGGAGCCGUCGGCGACGGCAACGUCUGCCCUCGAUCAACCGCAGCUCCGACUUCCUGCCCAAUCAACUGCUUCCGCGCGGAUCCAGUCUGCGGCAUCGACGGCACGACCUACUGGUGCGGCUGCGCCGACGCGGUGUGUCACGGGACCAAUGUUGCGAAGCUGGGCGCGUGCGAGGUUGGAAGCGGCGGCAGCGCGUCGCUCCCUGGUCAGGCACUCCUCCUGGUUCACAUUGUCUGGCUCUUCUUGCUGGGCUUCUCUUUGCUCUUCGGUCUCUUCUGAUUUCCACUGUACAAGAAACGAUUGGUGUGUUUUUUCCUGUUUUUCCCCUGUGAUUUGAGGCUGUCAUGAUUGGUGUAGUUGAGGAGAUUUCGAGUGAGAUUGUGUUUUUGUAUGUACUUGAAAAUUCUUUGUUUCAAAUGAAGAACGCAACUGACC